AUGUCCGAGAAGUCUAACCUACAGGAAUCACCCGCGCAAACUCUCCCCUCCGCUGAUACCGCAUUAUUGAUCAAAAAGCCUCUUCCCGGGUCGGCAUGUCCCGAAACGUUGACUACUUCCCCACCUCCUACUGUUCCAGUCAUGUCCUCACCAUCCGCAAUAAAGGAAGCACUAAUACCGCUUCCAGUCAGCCCUACGUCAAGCUCUGUCACACUUGAAGAAUGCAAAUCCGGGACAACGGAGAAACAAGAGAAUGGCUUCCUUCGACGGUGGCAGCAAUGGGACUUGCUUUGUGCUUGCUGGAAAUCCUAUGAGCACACCGAAGAGACUCCCUGUACGACCACCCAAGAGCCUACUUUCUUCUAUGUAAAUGUUCGACGGAUGACGGAUCAAGAGAAACCAAAACAGGUUUUCAGUGAUUUCAGUCCCGUUUUACUCGCCUGCUUGCGCUCUAUUGUGGGGGGUGAAUGCUUGAGCCAACAUCCAGAAGUUCCUAUCGACGAGCUGCUUUUGGAGCUAGAUGCAUUGGACAUUCGGACCAAUGACGCACGCACGACUCUGGCAACAGAAAACAAUGAAGAUGACAUCGUACGAUGUGCGAAAGCGCUCGGGCAUGUGUACAAGGACCUACAUGAUCAUGAUGCACGCACGUUCCUUACGGCUGCAGUCCAACAGCUUGGAAUCCUGCUACACUUGCUCAAAGAAGAAUUCAAACCAAUAGCUGAACGAUUGAAACAUGCCAUAGCACAUGGCCGCAUACCGCUCGGCCUGCUGGGGUUCUACUUCCGGAAGGGUCAAAAGUACUGGUGCCUUGACGACAAUGGUGAUUUUGAAGCAUUCCGUUUGGUCUCAACUUAUUACGAUGACUUUGACCAAACAUUCCACCUUAAUGGCGAAGGUUCAUUCUGGAAUGGAACCAGGUGGAUUAAGCUGGAACGAGGUCGGAUGGUUAAGCUGGCUGAAGGGUCGCUGAUCUUAGCUGAUUUCCGAACUACCAAGAUGACGCCUGAGAUAUGCGCGCGACUUACGGAGCGCGGUAGAAAGUAUGCCGCACUAGCGGGUGUCCAUCACAGACUUCACAGAGGACGACGAAUCAUGGCUGAUCGCUUAGCCUGGAAUACGUUCGGCUACAACCAUUUAGAUGAAACCCCUUUCCCAUUUCCUCUUCUCCAAGACAGAAGCAAGGUUCGAAUCAAUGAUAACGUUCCGCCCGGGCCCGAAGACGAUAUCGAUCUUCUCCCGCGAUUCAUGCCAGGGUUUGAUCUGGAACGCAAGUCGUGGGGCUUAUUCGACGUCGACGAAGUCGAGCCAAUAAAAUUCAAUGAAAAUGCCUGGAAGCAUAUUGUGCUCGAUGAAAGCUCAAAGGAUGUCAUCGAAGGAGUUGUGGGUGCAUUCGACUUCAGCAAGGAGGUGAUGGCAGACGAAGACCGAACAGGCUUGGUCAUACUCCUGCAUGGACCAUCAGGGACCGGAAAAACGGCGACUGUUGAAGCAAUUGCGGAACACUUUAGGCGGCCUUUGUAUUCCCUCGCAGUCUGUUCCCUUCCGUUGGACACGACCUUGCUUGUGGACACGUUGACAUCUCGUCUGGAUGCAGCGAGGAUAUGGAAUGCCAUAGUAUUGAUUGAAGCUGGAGAUAUUCUAAUGCAGACUCAGAGGCACGAGCCAAUAAUGGAGGAAGAUAUUCGCAUCUCGACGACACUCAAUUUCUUUGAGCAGCACCGGUGCAUUGUAUUUGUUACCGCAAGAAAUACAUGUACCGCAUAUAUGUCGCAUUUUGCCAUGGCCAUCCAGUAUCAUGAACUAGAUGCCGACUCCCGCCAAAUACUGUGGUCUAAUAUGCUCUCAGGGGAAGGAUACACUAUAUCUCGCCGAGACAUCGAGGAGUUGUCCAGAGUCGCAGUCAAUGGUGAGGAGCUCCACCCUCUUGUAGGCAGUCCCUAUAAUAUAUAUAUAUUGGGCAGGUCGGGCAAUGAGGAACAUUCUCAUGACGGCCAAAGCACUGGCGCGUUCUAG
Messenger RNA from Suillus paluster, 2016 nucleotides. RefSeq lists its product as uncharacterized. Bases 1 to 2016 code for a protein of 671 amino acids. The transcript has 20 exons. NCBI's taxonomy places the organism in Eukaryota, Fungi, Basidiomycota, Agaricomycetes, Boletales, Suillaceae. Gene Ontology annotation, molecular function: ATP binding; ATP hydrolysis activity. The record is from RefSeq and is a predicted model, not a curated record.